Diuraphis noxia (Russian wheat aphid) is the source of this 2078-nucleotide messenger RNA. RefSeq lists its product as uncharacterized. Lineage: Eukaryota; Metazoa; Arthropoda; Insecta; Hemiptera; Aphididae. The record is from RefSeq and is a predicted model, not a curated record.
GUACAACAAUCAUGAACUUGAAUUAGACAUAGGUUCAACAGACAUUAGUAUUAGUCAAUAAGGUGGUCCCGUGAUAUGUCUGUGCGUCGAAUUCGUAAAUAACUCGGUAGUUUCUUUUAAUUUGUUCGAAGUCAGGAAGAUAAAUAAAAUCAGUAUUAACAUUUUGUAUUGUUGAAUCAGAAUCAAUACAUGACGGUGAUUUCAUUAGUCGAAAAUUCAGUGAUCGAACAACGAAAAGAAAAAUGCCCUGUCGUUACCAACCGGGAAGCCUGUUGAGCCUAUCUGAGGACAGAGUCGUGUCCGAUCUGGUGCAGACAUGCUACCAGAUGCACGAGCUGGCCCGUCAAAACGGGUUUGCGUCGCCGUCGCAGACGUUCGCGUUCGCCCGACACCGGAUCCGGCCGUUUUGGGCCGCCGCCGUCCCCGCGCUCGUCCGCCACCAGUUGUUGACCAAGUGCAUGGCCGUGCUGGCGGAUGCGAUCCGCGAGGGCCACUCCGUGAGCGCCGCGGCGGACAACGUACCGCUGUACCUGCUUGGCGUCAUGCUGGACGGCGAAGUCAGGCAACUGCGCGUCCAACUAUGCUGUUACUACGGGUGUAGCCACCAGACCGCUCUACUCAAGCUGCUGGCGCAAGAGGCCAGGGGCCUGGAGUCUCUAGAGCUGGUUAGGCCGACGCUAUUACGUUUAGAUUCACAAUUAUUUCAGUCGGUAUUGUUAUCAAUGAGUAAUUUGAAACGUUUAGUUUUAAAAAAUAUAGCUUGCGAUAAAAUUCUUAAAACUAUUGGACAAUCGUGCUUUCAGCUAGAAAUACUAGAUAUAUCUCAUUCAAGUCAAGUAACUGAUAACGGCAUAAAACACCUUUUACUACAAAUUGAAAUUAAAGACAAAUCAAACAAUUUMAACAAACAUAACAUUCAUUCAACAACAAAAAUAUCUUGGUGGCACGUGAUAAAAUCACUAUCAAAGAAAAUUAGAGUUAAAACUGRUCGACGAAAUAAAAUAAAUGAUUUUUCGUUUCUCUUGGAAUAUUAUCAAAAACCAACGAAGCUGUGUUCUACAUUAAACACGUUAAACAUUGCCAAUACUAGUGUYACUAGUAAUGGAAUCCUAAUAGCUUUACAGAAUAUACCAAAUUUAGAAACUUUAGGCGAAUACUGUCAUAUUGGUAAAGCUUUAGAAUUAUUGGAUAAAGCUACAAUACCGUCAACUAAACUUCAACUGACAAUGGCUAAUGCAUGUCGUACAACUUCGUCAAGACUACAAGUACUUUGCAAUACAUGUACAAAACUAAACAGACUGACUAUCACUGAACCAUUGCAUUCACCACUCAUGCUAAGUCAACUCCCCAAAACACUAACAAUCAUAAAUUUACAAAAUGUUCCUACUGAGCACGCAUGGUUAGAUGGCUUGUACACAUUUCUUUUAGGGCCACAAUCGCAAAUUCUUCGCGAGUUGUUUUUGAAAUUUCGAAGAGAUGAAGUUUCACUAACAAUUGAUUUGAGUGUUUUCUUACCUCAACUGGCMAAUCUCAAAACAUUAUCAAUUGAUGGAGUGGAAUCAUCAUUAUAUUCAAGUUCAUCAAAUAUCAAAUUAAGAAAACUUGAGAAAAUCCAACUCAGUAAAGUCGACCAUCCUAAUACUCUGCAACGACUAAUAGAAUGUACACCAGAACUGAGAGUAUUACAUGUCUAUACUUGUUUGGGAUUAAACAGCUUAAAUUUUAUGGAAUUACUUAAUCCUAAAGAGAUUAUUCCAGCAAAACAAAUUUCAAAAAGUUUAAAUUGCCUAUAUAUUAAUGAUUUGCAACAUGGAAAUAUCAACACGGUUAAAUAUAUUAUAGAUCUGUGUCCYGAAAUAGAUAAAAUUGGCAAUAUUAGUAAUUGGGACAUWAGUCAAGAAGAGAUAAAAGAAUUGAAUAUGUGGAAACAUCAAAAUAAUUUUAAAUUAGAAUUGCAUGCAAAUUCUCAUUGGUUCUGUUCAGAAUGUUUUCCUAUUUUAUGAUAUUUUAUAACAUAAUAAUUUAUUAAAUAUUUAAAUAUUGUUUUAUAAUAUGUAUAAAUAUAUUAGACAUUGUGA